This is a messenger RNA of Carassius carassius (crucian carp), 717 nucleotides long. RefSeq names its product lysine-specific demethylase 5B-B-like. The record is from RefSeq and is a predicted model, not a curated record. Bases 98 to 517 code for a protein of 139 amino acids. NCBI's taxonomy places the organism in Eukaryota, Metazoa, Chordata, Actinopteri, Cypriniformes, Cyprinidae. The transcript has 5 exons.
GGUCAACCACACAGUGUACCUGGUAGACCCAUCAAAAAGUCCCACAGAGAAAGAUGACUCAAUUCAUGCUGCCCAAAAACUCAGUGAGUAAAUACAAAUGAGGAAUACUCAACAAAGAAAAACAGAGUGGCUGAAUAUACAGUGGAAAGGAGGAGUUAUGACACAUCCAGUCCAGCAGGAUGGCAGUAGCUGUGGCGUCAUUGUUGUCUUGAUGGCAAGGGAAAUAAUGAAAGCAUUUCCAAAUGUUCCCAUUUUACAAUUUGGAACUUCCAGAAAGGAAAUGGCCAAUGAACGAAAAAUGAUGGCUCUACAGAUACUCAAAGCAUCAGUGUUCGAUGAAGCCGAAAACUGUUCCAUGUGUUCCCUUAAAAAGCCUACUGGAUCUGUGCAUCGUUUCAUAAAUUGGAUCCAAUGUGACACAUGUGAAAGGUGGUACCAUGAAAAGUGCCUGGGUAUGGCCAAAGAAGACCUGGAACAGGCCAGAGCUAACACAUGGAGCUGCAUAUUGUGCUCUUAAAUUGUUUAAUUAAAAUAAACUUUUUUCUUUUUCCUUUUUUUUUUUUUUUUGAAGUGUGCAGUUGUUCUUUUAAAUUGUUAUUAAUAGUUGUAAAUGGUAAAAUGUUUUGAUUAAAUUGAGUAUAAACACUGUUUUGUGAAAAAUGUGAAAGAAAAGUCUAAAUUAUUAUAACAUUAAACAUUUUUAUGUGUGAAAUUCAA